Erythranthe guttata (spotted monkey flower) is the source of this 1846-nucleotide messenger RNA. The record is from RefSeq and is a predicted model, not a curated record. Lineage: Eukaryota; Viridiplantae; Streptophyta; Magnoliopsida; Lamiales; Phrymaceae.
ACUUUUAUUACAUCAUCAUCAGCAUUGUCUCCGGAGUUGCUUUUUUGUGUUUUCUUGUAUACAUUUGAAAUCAAAGUGCAUUUUUUUCUAGAUUUUGGAGAGAGAGAAUAAAUCUUUGUUCUAGAAGAAAAAUGGAUGGUGCUGCUGCUGAUGUUGAUGAUGGUGUAUGGAGAGAGAUUGAAGAUGAGUUGAUAGUUGCAGGGAUGAAUCUUCUCAGGCUUCGUUCCUCUCACUCCAUUGAUGAACUCCUCGUCCGCCUUCUGAGGGUAGAGCGAGUUCUAACGAGGGUAGAGCAAAAGCCGCCUGCGUUUAUAGAGAAGGCCCUUCACCCAGCCAUGUCAGCACUCAUAAAAAACGAGCUAUUGAAGCACCCGCAUCUAAAUAUCCAAUUCAUAGUUGCUUCUUGCCUUAAUCAGGUUACGAGAAUAACUGCUCCACUUCAAUCUUAUCCCGAUAAUCAAAUGAAGGUAUAUUCUUUCUUAUCAUCGUCAUCAUGACGUCAUCACUCUUUUGAAAUUAGAUUUACGAACUUAUACGUUGUUGGGGGUUUUUUUACGACAGGAUAUUUUCCGAUUAUUCAUGGUCGUACUUAGGCAGUUGUCGCGUUUGACGGGUGACGACUAUGAUAGAGCUGUAAAUAUUCUUGCAGCUAUGGCAAGAAUCCAAACAUGCCUUGUAAUGAUGGACUUGGAUAUUGAUCCAAUCAUUGUUGACAUGUUUCGAGUUUUUUUCGAUACCAUUAGGCCGAACCACCCCUUUACGGUAUUCAAAUACAUGGAAGCUAUCAUGAUUUUGGUGAUAGAACAGAGUGUCGAGGUCUCUGUCGAACUUCUCAAACCCCUUUUAGAUAGUGUCCGAAUAGAUAAUAAGAAUACUUCACCUGUUUCGUGGGAGUUGGGAAAGAUUGUAAUUGAGAAAUGUUCGACGAAACUCCAGCCUUGUAUUAGAGAAGCUGUGAAGAAAAUGAAGCUGGAAAUUAACGACUAUGCUGAAAUUGUCGUUUCUUUAUGCGACGCGAACAUGGUGGCAGAAGAAUUAGCAACAGCUGCUGCAGCUCUUUGUGGUGAUGGAAUAUCCAAAUUAAACGGAUCUUUUGAGGUCGAGCGAGUGGGUCCCACUCUGCCUCAAGUGAAGGAUGGAAAUGGAAACAAUAGUAUAUCAAAUGAUGAUAAUUCAUUGCAUACAGUGACAAAAAGACGAAGACGAAGGCCUAACUCUUUGAUGAGGCCUGAAGAAGGCUAUGUACAUAUUUGGACAACUAAAGAUCGGGAUAGAAAGACGACGAAUCACGAGUCGAGAGAUGUUGUUGCACACAAGAUGUCAAGAGGGUCUAACUGUGAUUAUGGGGACGAAAUGGUGAAUGUAAGGAUAAAGGUUUGGUGGCCAAUCGACAAAACGUUCUACACUGGCACUGUUGAAGCUUUUGAUCCUUUGACAAAGAAACAUAUGAUUAAAUACGACGACGAUGAAGAAGAAAUCUUGAACCUGAGAGAGGAGAGAUGGGAACUGUUUCACGAAAAGCAGCCUCGACAAAUCAAAAAGUGAAUGCUGUAGCCCCUGUUCGUCUGAAUAAAGGACAAUAUGAAGAAGAUGAAGUGAUGCCCGGAUUCUCGUUCAAGCAUGGCAAUAGCUGAGCUGGCAAGAAAAGGCCGAAAACCACUAAAAAGAAGAGGGAGCCUUAUUUAGCCUUUGAAACCUCCGAAGAUGCAACAAAUUAAUGGUAAAAAACUAUACAUCAAAGAGCAAACUUUGUUUUGAAUUUCGAUUCGUGCGUGGUUGUUUGAUACACACAAACUAAAUGUUAAUAAAAAGUUAUUUUUCUUAAUCGGAAGUUUUUUUUCCCCUU